Neohortaea acidophila is the source of this 1604-nucleotide messenger RNA. RefSeq lists its product as uncharacterized. Lineage: Eukaryota; Fungi; Ascomycota; Dothideomycetes; Mycosphaerellales; Teratosphaeriaceae. The record is from RefSeq and is a predicted model, not a curated record. The transcript has a single exon. Bases 179 to 1384 code for a protein of 401 amino acids.
ACUGGGCCUCCUUCACCACCGCGUUUGUUUCUUUCAUAGCUUCAUAUAUUCGUUGCCCUUCUUCUUCUUGCAGUCCUUAUCUUUCUCUCUUCCACGCGGCCGGGCUCUGGCAUUCCAUUUGCAAUACUACUACCUCCUUUUGAGUUGCCUCCCUUGUUGUGCUCACUCUACGCACAUCAUGAGAACCACACUCCUCCUUGGAGUGGCAUGCCUUCUGUCAAAUGCCGCCACCCAGCAGUUCGUCAUGUACACCCCCGGCGGCGACGACACUUCUGUUGAGCGUGCCGACCCCAUCGUGUCUCCGGGCAAUAUCAGCCAGCAUGUACAUCAGAUCUUCGGAAGCAAUGCAUUCGCCCCGGAAGUGAGCUAUGAAUCGCUGCAGAAGGCCGAUUGCACCACCGUGGCCGACGCCUCCAACCAAGGCAAUGCCGCCGACAACAGCAUCUACUGGCACCCCGCGCUAUACAUGGAAGCAUCGAAUGGAACGGGCUACAUCCGUGUGCCCACCAACGGCCACAAACUCUACUACAAGAACGCCGGGACUGGCACGCCACGCGAUCCCUUCGAGUUUCCUCACGGCUUUCGCAUGCUUGCCGGCGAUCCAUUCCUACGCGCCGCGCAUCCCAACCUCCAGCGCCAAAACAUCACGCAAUGGAUCUGCCACCAAGCAGUCGGGAUGAAUCAAGGAACGAGCGGAGGCUUUCCCACUGGCGUCACUAAUUGCCCGAAUGUCGAUGGCUUCAAUGGCGCCAUCCACUUCCCACACUGCUGGAACGGCGGGGAUUUUGACCCUGCCGAUCCCACCGCCCAUGUCAUUUACCCUUCCGGCGACAUCGAAAACGGCGCGUGUCCACCAUCGCAUCCCACUCGGCUGCCUCACAUCUUCAUUGAGAACACGUUCAAUCUCGAUGCCGUCUACGAUGCCGUCAAGCCAGAUUCCUUCGUUCUUUCACAAGGUGAUGCUUCUGGCUAUGGUUGGCACUUCGACUUCUUUUCAGGCUGGAAGGACGGCGCCAUCCCUGCCUUGCUGGCGCAAUGUCCGCAAGGCAGCUACGGGAAUGAAGACAUCGGCACCUGCCCCAACUUCGAACCGCGGAGCACCCCGGCGAGCGAGUGCAAGUUGAACACGUUCUUCCGCGAGAACGUCAACAGUCCCGGUAAGAAUCUUCCGGGAUGCAAUCCGAUUGUGGACACCAACCCAGCACCUCAGUAUGUCCCCGCGCCCCGCGGCGUAUCCUCGACACACUGCACUCUCGUUGCGAAUGGUGCAUCGUCGGGAAAUCCACCCGCAAAGUCAAGUCGGACUAGGGGCUCAAAGCACUCUAAGACGGCCACAGCAAAGCGGUCUAAGACGUCCAUAGCGAAAACUCGAACCGAAUCAUGAAUGGUUCACGAGGAGGCUGCUUACUAUGCAGUGGCAGGAGGUUGUGGGUCUCUACUAGUAACAAAGCUCAUCGUUUCAAUGGCAAGACAUUUCACGAGUCAGCAGAAGACAGUUCAGGCUGAUGCCGACCACUUGUCGAGCUAGGCUGGCCGUCAACCUGAGUAUAGCACAGGUGCCGAGUCCCAAUGAAGGACGGUGUUCGAACUCCAUACUGUAGUCU